Molecule: messenger RNA, 1446 nt
Organism: Guillardia theta CCMP2712
Lineage: Eukaryota; Cryptophyceae; Pyrenomonadales; Geminigeraceae
Exons: 13
Coding region: 1-1446 (481 amino acids)
Biological process (GO): lipid metabolic process
Source: RefSeq, a predicted model, not a curated record
AUGGCAGAUGCUCUCUGCGCAGCAGCGAGAGAGGCAGCAGGAGGAGUGAAGGUGGCGGCUGAGAUGGAGAGGCAGCUUGUGAGCAAGCUCAAUCACCUGAUGGUUCUUGAACCCCAGCAAGUGAUGCGCAACACUGUCCUGAAUGCUGGAGCUGUGCUGUUCCCUGACCCGACCAGCGUAUGGAGGAUCUUCGACGAGAAUUUCACUCUUGACAUCGAUCUUGACAUCUUCCCGGACGCAGCAUCUAACGAGUCGAUGAGUGAAGUGCCAAGUGAUGACAAGAGCAUUUAUGUGUGCAGCAACAGCACGUGCGAGGGGAACUGCAGCAACCAAAGCCAAGACAACACGAUCCUUGGAGGAAAUCCGUCAGAGUUGACUGAAAGUCCUGAAUUCUUCAAAGAUCUCGAGCAGUGGUUGAGUUUUGCCAUAGCAGUCUAUGGCUGGAAGAUGCUGUCUCUAAUCCAGCCGCACGAGUUUCAUCGGCACACGAAAUUUCGAUUUGACGACCUGACGAGCUUCUGUUCAUACUCAAACGUACAUCCUUCCCUCAUCCUCCAGCAUCGUGGCAGCGCCGAGACCUUCGCCCCUGCCUACAUCGUCUUCCGACACCCACCCUCGGACUCGAUCGUCGUUGCGGUUCGAGGCUCUUUCGAGGCAGGGGAUAUCCUGACGGAUCUAGUCGCCUGCUCCUCCCCCUUCCAAGAUCGAUCCAACCGUUGUCGGGGACAUGUUCACAUGGGAAUUUUUCGGGCCGCGGAGGAGAUUUGUUCUCAGAUUCGUCAAACGAUUCUCAGCUCUCUCAUCAAGGGUGAAGGCAGCAGAAUCGUCUUCACCGGCCACAGUCUGGGUCUCAUUUCGUUACCGCAGCGAGAGCAGGAGUCGCUGCCAUCAUGGUUGCAAUCUUUAAGUUUUGCGAAAGAGAUCGAGCUGGCCAAGACUGUCCGACACCAAAUCGUUACAUGCAUCGCUGGAGAUGACGUGGUGUCUCGGCUCUCCUACCGGUCGAUCAAGACCAUGAAGUCUGCUGUCUUGAAGCCGAUCCUCGAGCUCCAGAGCAAGGGCAGCAGCGCUCCCUGCUCCUCGUCGAGGUGGCUGAACCCAGUGGAAGCAGGUCAAAGAGACCUGGGCGAGGAUCUCAGCCAGAACAAGACGCUGUCCCAGGAGGUGGAGGAGAUGAUUAUGGAUAGUGAGGCAGCCAACAUGGAAGCACACCCCCUGUUAGUUCCUGGCAUGAUCUUCGCACUGAGACCAGCCCCGGACACAGCUUUCAGCAGGGACUCUGAAUGUUACUUCAUGCAGAGCCUUGAGCCCACUGACCCUUACCUGGUCGACAUCGUCCUGUCGGAGAGGAUGUUCCUGGAUCAUUUCCCAUCCGUCAUUCAGCAUCGGCUGAGGUGGCUCAAGAGGGACCGCAGCUUCAGCCCUUGCUCUAGGAUCUACUCGUGA